Molecule: messenger RNA, 1665 nt
Organism: Diaporthe amygdali
Lineage: Eukaryota; Fungi; Ascomycota; Sordariomycetes; Diaporthales; Diaporthaceae
Exons: 5
Coding region: 1-1665 (554 amino acids)
Source: RefSeq, a predicted model, not a curated record
AUGGUCUUCCAACGCCUCGAACGUGUGACAUGCACCCACGCUUCCCACAUCUCGAGGCGCAGAAGCAAAGACACAGUCUACUCAAAACGCAACGUACUCCAACAACUCGACAUCAAACUGCCACAGACCCCCAAGCAGCCAACACCACCUCCCCCUUUUCGCGGCGCUAAUUUCCCAGGUCCAAUGGCACCGUGCGAUGAAGAACAACCCGGAAUGACUGGAAGUCGCCCGCCACGGAUUCCAUACAACCACACAGCUUCGACAGCACACUUGAUCAAAUGGCCGGCUAUUUCUGGCAGAUUGAGAACACUGCUACAGGGCGAGAAGAUCGGAUUGCUGACCGACCCACGCCAGUCGGCGAAACAAUGCCAUCUGUUCCAACUACCUGGCGAAGAUUCGACAGCUACGCCCAUGCCAGUGGACCUCGAUCCAGCAAAAGUCCAGAGCUAUGUCGAGUUCUACAAAAAUUAUAUUCAGAUUGUGCAUCCUUUAAUCCCGCCACAGAAGUUGGACCAAAUGGUUGGAAGAUACCCUCAGAGCAAAGAUUUCGAAAGUACAUUGGUACUUUUGGUCCUCGCACUGGGAAAUCUUUGCCAAUGGAGGAGCAUCAGAGACCUACAUGAUUCACAGAGCGAAACGAUACCCGGAAAGCAAUACUUCGACCAUGUGACUGGGAACCUCGUCCUUGGAUUCGGCACGCCCUGCCUCAACCUGAUCCGCGCUCAUGUUCUAGCCAGUCUCUACUGUGACCAGCUUGGAUGGGUAGCAGACAGUUUCCGGUACAUCAGAUUCGCGGGUUCAGCAAUUCUCGACAGGCUCCAUGUAGACAUGCUUGAGUCAGAAACAAUCGAAGUUGAGCUACGCGUGAUCUUCUGUGAUCUUCUGUCCCACCAUCACCUUUCUCCGUCUCACGUCCUUGAUUACGAUCACAUAUUAACGGAGCCAGCCCCGUUCGAAUUGAAGGACCUUGGAUUCUCGAAUCCUAUUGCCGUCAGCUACGCCGCCCACAUUGACCUUCGCAAAGUGGUCAACAAGAUCUUUCAGCUCCUUUAUGAUAAAACUCAGAACUUGGGGGACCGAGAGGAGGAUAAAAUAAUGACGGAAAUUGAGGGGGAACUGAUGCGCAAAAGCUGGCAAGCAUCUGAUCCAUCCAGCAGUGGUGAUCAAUGGACAGUGAUUCUGUCGGCCCGUGCUCGUUAUAAACUCUUGGAGGCCGAGGCCCUCGCCUAUCGUCCGUGGUUAAAGAGAGCCCUAAACUUGUCGGUUGAUGAAUGCUUAUGUGUUCCGGACUCGAAGAAUGCGGAAAAGUGCAUUGAUGCUAUACUGAAGAGCUUAACAGCCUUCCACGCUCUAGAAAAAAGGCGUAUCAUCAUCACCAGCGUCGUCGGUACAGUAUAUUUUCAAAUUGGCAACCUGAUUGCGCUUUCUACAGUCUUCCACAACGAACGCCUGAGGAGAUUUGUCGACGGAGCAGUCCUGCGGCGACUUCUCAGAAAGACGAUCGAAUUCUUAGAGACGGUGGCCCAGUGCUCGAGGGGCUUAGCCGUCGGCCUGAAAAUCCUGAAGCGGGAGGAAGAGCUGUUGCGACGGGGCCACGUGGCCAUAUCGCCGGCGUUAGGAAGAUGGCCGAAGAACGACGGAGAGGUUAGGAUUAUCGAGGUCUAA